Uncinocarpus reesii 1704 is the source of this 999-nucleotide messenger RNA. RefSeq lists its product as uncharacterized. The coding region runs from base 1 to 999 and encodes 332 amino acids. The record is from RefSeq and is a predicted model, not a curated record. The transcript has 4 exons. NCBI's taxonomy places the organism in Eukaryota, Fungi, Ascomycota, Eurotiomycetes, Onygenales, Onygenaceae.
AUGGUCAAAACGUGCCGAGAUGCUGGUGAGCAUGUAUGCGCCUCCCCUGGAUUGAAGCCCCCGGAACUUCCGGGUUCGGUAACUGAUUCCUCCGGAAAACUCCAAUAUAUCCCUUUCCCAACGUGCAACGAAACCUCCGAGCCGCUCUCUUUCCGCUACGGCAUCUCCGAAACCGUCACCUGCACCAUCGACUCCCUCUCCGACACCCUUUACCACCUCUUCGAAUACUACGUCCACUCCGACGCCCCGCUAACAUGCCGCAUACCCACCGUCCCGCUCCUCCAGCCCUCGAAACAUUUCGACCCAACGGCUACGGGCGAAGGUAGCCAUGAGGCAUUCCUGGAGGGCGGCGCGCCAGCACCGUUUACGCCGUUGACGAUUGCGCUACAGGGGACGUUGCAGAAGAGUCAUUUGCACAUCUGGUCCGAUAUGAAUGUGUUGAUGCACCGGUCGGUGGAUGGGCACAAGAAGAAAGCGCGCAAGGGGAAGCGGGCGUCGGGUCAGAUUGUGGCGGGAACGGCGUAUUCGAAUCCGUCGAUAGGCGGGGCUAGUAGGAAGGAAGAUAGGAAGAGCGUGAAGGCAAAGAAGGAGAUUGUGGGUGUGCCUGUGCCGUGGGACCCGUGGAAAGCGGGAGAAGGGGUGAAAGUACUCCGCGGUGAACCUUUGACGUUCAAGUUCCAUGUUGGCUGGGUUCAAGAGAGUGAUAUUUCUGGGUUGGUUUUGUUACAGGAUUCCGACAUGACUCUGUCCGGAGUUUUGUACAAUUGCCUGAUGUUCGUGAUGGCCGGGUGUUUGGGCGGGAUCCUUGCGCUGGGGUGGGAGCGCUAUAAACGGAACAGAGGCAGUUUAUGGAACGGGGAUGGGCUUCUGGGUCAUUCUACAGGCGGCCAUGGUGGACUCUUCGGCCGAAAAAGCCGUGGUGUGUCUAUAAACCUGGCUCCAGGAGGGACGACGAAUGGAUAUGGGGGUUACGGAUUCAAUGGGAAGAAUGGGACAUGA